Messenger RNA from Malus domestica (apple), 780 nucleotides. RefSeq lists its product as uncharacterized. NCBI's taxonomy places the organism in Eukaryota, Viridiplantae, Streptophyta, Magnoliopsida, Rosales, Rosaceae. The record is from RefSeq and is a predicted model, not a curated record.
AUGGCUACUGUGUUGAUGAAGAACGCAAGGGCCCUGGGAAUUAUCCAAAAUGCAGUAUUUGAUCAAAUUUUCCCUCGAAUCGCCAACGCUGAAACGACAAAGAUGGCAUGGGAUCUAUUGUAUGGAGAGUACCAUGGUGGUGAUCAGGUUAGAUCAGUAAAACUUCAAAACCUUAGCUGUGAGUUUGAAUAUGCUAGAAUGUGUGAUAAUGAGCCUUUAUCUGGGUAUCUUACAAGACUAAAUGAGUUCAUUAAUCAAAUGAAAACAUUUGGUGAACCAUAUGAUCAUAUAUGUUUGGUUAUUGAGAAUACAAAAUGCUUAGAGACUGUAGAAUUGCAGGAGGUUGUUGCAAUCUUAAAGAGCCAAGAACAACAGUUCGAUUUGCACACUGUUGAUACAAUUGAGAGAGUUUUUGCCUCACUCUCUAAGAAUUCAAAAGAGCAAAACAAAAGCAGUGCUCAUUCUGGUCCAUCCAUAGUUCAGAAAAAUUGGAAUCCCAAGGGUAAGAAGUGGGAAUCAAAAUCCAAGUUUCAACAGAAACCUUUUGAGAAUACUUAUCAGAAUGUGAAUUCAACUCAACCAAUGAGUCAAAAGGUUACCAAACCUCAAUGCAAGGUGUGCUCUAAGUACCACUUUGGAAAAGUUCAAAUGCCAAUUGGAGAUCUUGCUAAUGUUGCUGGAAUAGGUUCUUUGGUCAUUGACACAAGCAAGGGGAGAAAGUAUGUUAGAGAAAUGAUGAACCUCCUUGGUUUAAAAGAAAAUUUGCUCAGUGUUGGUUAA